UCCUGGGGUGGACUGUGGACAUCGUCUCCGCUGCUCCUCCAGUGGGACGACGCGUCCACCUACCCAAAUAGAAUCAACAAAGCACUGUGUAAAAUUACACAACCAAAUCGAUCGGAAAAUAAAUACUGUACAAGUCUGUAACCAAGAAAAGAAAAAAGAAAAAAGGAAAAAGAAAAAUGGCGAUUUUGAAAACCAAAAAGAGACAACAAAACCCUAACGAUUGUUGGAAUCAAUUUAUAAGAUUCUCUUCCAAGAAAUUCUUUCGUUUACUGUUGAUUCUCAUUUUGUUAGCUCUUAUUCCUCCGAUUUUCUUUCAUUUUAGACUCAGACGAAUCCAAAAGUUACAAGCAAAGAAAUGUGGUUGGAUUAAGAAUCCUCCUUUAGUAUGUGCUCAUGGUGGUGAUCCAACUAAAGCUUUCCCCAAUACUAUUUCUGCAUAUCAUAGUGCCCUUAGCUCUCAAGUUGACUGCAUUGAGGUUGAUGUUUCUCGUUCUUCCGAUGGAAUUUUGUUCGCUCUCCAUGAUAGGGAUUUGCAGCGAAUAUCUGGUAACGAGACCGCAAAAGUUGGGUUCUUGACCAGGAAAGAGGUUAGAGUUCUCCUGAUAAAAGAAUUGGGUGUCAAACAUCUGUCCCAUCAAGAGUUUCACGAACAAGAAAUGUCAACAGUCGAAGAUGCAUUGAUGUUAAUAUCUAAAUCAGUUCGGCAUGUAAUCUUGGAUGCAAAAGUGGGGCCUCCAAAAUAUGAGCAGGGACUAGCAAAAGAUAUUCUUUCUAUUGUAAAGAGAACACAGUGUCAAAAUUGUAUCAUUUGGGCUAAAAGUGACACGUUAGCUAGGGAUAUAAUCAGACUAUCGUCUGACGUGACGGUUGGUUACAUUGUCAUGAGUGAUCCUGUGACUGGUGCUAGAACCAACUUACUAAGAAUGAAAAAAGCUGGUGUUGUUGGGGUGUAUCACCCUUUAGUUGAUGACAAGCUUGUGAGAGUUCUUCAUGGGAGGAAUAAGAAAGUUUAUUCUUGGACUGUCGACGAGGCAGAUUCUAUGCGGAGAAUGCUAAUUGAACAAGUAGAUGGUGUUGUUACCAACCAUCCUGCGAAGCUUCGACGGCUCAUGCAAGACAUUCAAACUCAAUGCCUUGAGGAUGGGUUCCCUUUGCCCAGAUAAUAACCUCUCUGUCUGUUUCUGUCUCACUCUCUCCCCAGGUUAACUUUACUUGAAGUUAAACGAGGUACCAUGCCAUAGAGUCUCUGUGGCUGGGAGCAGAAGGUUCUUCUUGAGCAAGAGAAUAUUGGCACGUUCCUGAGGUUCUGCUAAGUAACGCUCA
Messenger RNA from Papaver somniferum (opium poppy), 1323 nucleotides. Its product is annotated as glycerophosphodiester phosphodiesterase GDPD4-like. The transcript has 10 exons. NCBI's taxonomy places the organism in Eukaryota, Viridiplantae, Streptophyta, Magnoliopsida, Ranunculales, Papaveraceae. Gene Ontology annotation, biological process: lipid metabolic process. The record is from RefSeq and is a predicted model, not a curated record. Bases 177 to 1163 code for a protein of 328 amino acids. Gene Ontology annotation, molecular function: phosphoric diester hydrolase activity.